Messenger RNA from Schistosoma mattheei, 1899 nucleotides. NCBI's taxonomy places the organism in Eukaryota, Metazoa, Platyhelminthes, Trematoda, Strigeidida, Schistosomatidae. The record is from the annotation of a GenBank genome assembly.
AUGAGAUUGUCACUACUUAUUCAGUUGGUUCUGUUAAUCCGUUAUGCUUUUUGUGAUUAUUAUGACGUCCUUGGAGUAUCUAAAUCUGCCUCAAAUUUGGAAAUUAAGACAGCAUAUAGGAAACUAGCGAAGAAAUGGCAUCCGGAUAAGAAUCCUUCAGAUAAAGCAAACAAAAAGUUCAUUGAAAUAAAUGAAGCCUAUGAGGUACUAUCCAACUCUAAGAAACGGCAUGAAUAUGAUACCUUCGGAAAAGUCCAUUCAGAUGGGAGUGCACCUCCCCCUGGACAUUAUCCAUACCGUCACGAAUUUGUUCAUUCUUCGUUUGAAGAUCUUUUUAAUUUCUUUCCAGGGUUCAACCGUGCCCCACAAUUCUCAACCAAUGUCCUUAAUAUCGACUUUCGAAACUAUCGCUUAACCCAUCUCCCACGAUCUCGGACGGUGCCUUUGUUCAUAUUUGGUUAUUCUGAUUUUUGUUUCCCUUGUCGUCAAGUUCGUCCCAUUUGGUCACAAUUAGCAGAUGAGCUUACUCCGUUGGGGAUUACUGUGGCUAGUGUCAAUUUAGAACAUGAUUCUGCACUGCGUGAAGAGCUACGCGUAUUACAUGUUCCGAGUGUGACAAUAGUUGUUGAUGGACAGGUUUCUUAUUACUCUCGAGGUGAUUUCAGUCAUAGUAGUCUUAUUGACGCAUUAAGAAGUGCAAUUAUGAAAUCGAAUCCUUCACGGUCUAAGGCGUUACCAAUAUUUCUUAGCACAACAAUCGAUACACCAUUAAUACAAGGUAUUAGUGAUUAUGAUACAUUUAUUAAUACUUUUCAUUAUGGUUGGCGUCGUGACAGUCGACCCAGAAUGGUACUUAUUAAACCAUUAACUUUACCACCAUUACGGUAUUGUGUGGCUGCUUUCAGAGCAGCAGAUCAUUUAGCUGCUGGUUAUAUUAAUUCUGAACCUGGUAACAAUCAUAAUCUUGUUAACGAAUUCAAUGUAAAUCCAAAUGAGGAGACCUUAUUGAUAUAUCAUGAAGAUUCAAGCAUACCUGUCUAUCGUCAAUCAGCUACAAAAUUAUCACCUACUUUAUUGGAUAAUGCAAUGUUAACUUAUAGUCAAUUAAAUAUCCCUAGAAUAUAUAGUCGUGCACGACUGUUGGAUUUAUGCCCAACUGAUGGAAGUAAACCAACUAGUAAAUAUGCUUUAGAAUCAGAUAAACAUUAUAAUGAUCAUUCUAAUCAUCGUCAUUUAUGCUUAGUAUUAUUGUUAAAUUCAAAGUUAUCCAAUGUUGAACAAGUAAACAGUUGGGGUGAUAUAUGGUUAACUAUGUUACGUCAUACAUUACAAUUAUCUCAAACAGAUUUAUCAAAAUUAUAUCAUACAAAUCACCAUAGUUAUCAUUUUAUGCCUGUACAUAUUUAUGUGGAUCGUCAGAUUGGUUUAAUGCAAAAAUUAAGUACAUCUUCUACAUGUUCAAAUGAAUCGUGUAAUUUACUUAAUGAAGAUAAUAUGGGCCGUUUAGCAUUAAUUUGGCGUAUCAGUUCAACUGAAACAGUUUAUCAAUUUCUUCCCACUAAUUCAAUGUCUCAUCCAAGAACUCAUUUAAAUGAAAAAAUGCUGAAAUCAAAUGAUUUAAAAAGUUUAAUCCUGAAAUCUACUAAACAAAUGUAUACUGCUUUAAUGAAUGAUUUAGAAAAUAUUAUCCAGACAGUAUCUAUUAUUGACAAAGUAAUUAAUCCAACAAAUCAUUUCACUCAUUCAAUUGAUAAAGUGGUAUCUCAAUGGUAUCUACUCAAAGAUUGUAUGAUUGAGGAAUUAAUGAUUGAUGAAUUAGUAGCGUCAAUAUGGAUUAGAAUGAGAAUAGGCUGUUACAAAUUCUUGUGGAUAUUGGACAUUCAAUGUUUGACCUUGUAA